GGCCCCCUCUGCCGCGGAGCCGCGCGUUCCGGCCUGAGCGUGUGUGCGGGCCCCGGAGCGGAGCCGCGCCGGGCUGGCUGUGUGCUGCCGGCGCCGCCGCUGCCAUGGAAAGGGGAGGCGGUGGCAGCGGGUGAUUCCGCGCCCCUUCCCCGAUGAGACUGUGGCUGAUCUGGCUGGGCUGCUACACCCUGUUCCUGUGGGUGCUGAGGAGGAAGAUGUGGGCUGGCCCUGCCAGGUACCUGAGGAGCCCUUUAUCCAGGUCCAUCUACGUGAAUAUGAUGGGCAGCCACAGCCACCCAGCCCCGGGCGCCAGAGAGAACCACCAGUGGUAUGUCUGCAACACAGAACAGUUGUCUGAAUCCCUUCAGCCUAUUUUUGUCCAGAGUUACCUUGACCAAGGAACACAAAUCUUCUUAAACAACAGCAUUGAGAAAUCAGGCUGGCUGUUUAUUCAGCUCUAUCACUCUUUUGUGUCCUCAAUUUUUAGCCUCUUUAUGUCUAGAACAUCUAUCAAUGGGCUGCUGGGAAGGGGCUCAAUGUUUGUGUUUUCUCCAGAACAAUUUCAAAGACUGCUUAAAAUAAAUCCAGAAUGGAAAUCCCACAGGCUUCUUGAUUUAGGGGCUGGGGAUGGAGAAGUCACUAAAGUCAUGAGUCCUCAUUUUGAAGAAAUCUAUGCCACUGAAUUGUCUGAAACAAUGAUAUGGCAGCUUCAGAAGAAGAAAUACAGAGUGCUUGGUAUAAAUGAAUGGCAAAACACAGGAUUUCAGUAUGAUGUCAUCAGCUGUUUGAAUUUGCUGGAUCGCUGUGAUCAACCACUGACUGUAUUAAAAGAUAUUAGAAGUGUACUGGAGCCAACUAGAGGCAGAGUCAUUCUAGCAUUAGUUCUGCCAUUUCACCCAUAUGUGGAAAAUGUAGGUGGCAAGUGGGAAAAACCGUCAGAAGUUUUGGAAAUCAAAGGGCACACUUGGGAAGAACAGGUGAAUAGCCUGCCAGAAGUUUUCAGUAAAGCUGGUUUUGCCAUAGAAGCUUUCACCAGACUGCCAUACCUAUGUGAAGGUGAUAUGUAUAAUGACUACUAUGUACUAGAUGAUGCUGUCUUCGUCCUCAAGCCAGUGUAAGCGCGUAUGAAGUAAAUCUCCAGAAACUUAACCCAAGAAGCAGCCUCUGAAAGAGGAGUUUGAUUUACGGUUACUUAAAGGGAGGGAAUUUGGGAUUGCCGUGCUAAAUAAAUACCAUGUGAGAAGUUUAAAGGCCAAAAUACUAAUGUAUUUCUUUGUAGUGCAAUUAGGAGAAAAGUUGGUUUUUAAACAGACUCUUAAGUUGAGUUUGUCUUUUUUUACCAGCUCUUAAAUCAACAAUGCAUUCUGCAAUCCAGCAGUAAUGAGGGAUAUUUUUUUGUACAUACCUGCAACAGGGGUCAGAUCCAAACUAAAGCAAUAGUUCUGCUAAUGAUGAAACUGAUACAAUGCAAACUCUU
Molecule: messenger RNA, 1477 nt
Organism: Pezoporus flaviventris
Lineage: Eukaryota; Metazoa; Chordata; Aves; Psittaciformes; Psittacidae
Gene: METTL9
Product: methyltransferase 9, His-X-His N1(pi)-histidine
Exons: 5
Coding region: 153-1118 (321 amino acids)
Molecular function (GO): protein-L-histidine N-pros-methyltransferase activity
Source: RefSeq, a predicted model, not a curated record